Molecule: messenger RNA, 1292 nt
Organism: Fundulus heteroclitus (mummichog)
Lineage: Eukaryota; Metazoa; Chordata; Actinopteri; Cyprinodontiformes; Fundulidae
Product: SDR family oxidoreductase
Exons: 6
Coding region: 382-1137 (251 amino acids)
Source: RefSeq, a predicted model, not a curated record
CGGGGACAUUUCCGGGGACAACUUUUGCCGGGGACAGGUCAUCCAAAACGGGGACUGACCCCGGGAUCGUAAACGUGACGGUCACGUCAUUUUUGGCGUCAAAAUGAUGGCACAAGUCCUGACAUAACCCGUAGUGUCCCAAUCCUCCAGUUUUGGACGCUUGUAACCUGCGCACUCGAACCCUUGUGUGCAGUUGCAGCGGUGCUCAUUUCAUGAAAGUGCGUUGGAUUUAGUGUGAGUAUCGAGCCAGAGCAAGAGUCGCCUUAUUUAUUUUCAACACGAUUGCUCUCCAAGGGGUGGCAGUAUUGUGCACAGCGUUACAAAACCCCGGCGAAGAAGAAAACGUUGGCUAACUCACUCUUCAGCGAGAGCGCAGUAAACAUGAGUCUGUGGAAGUCUGUGUUGAUCACUGGUUGCAGCAGAGGAAUCGGGCUGCAGCUGGUUAAGGAGCUGGCUAACAGCAACGGUAGGCCAGCUACCAUCAUAGCAACAGCCCGCAACCCGGCGGCUUCCACGGCUCUGCAGAACCUUUCAAAAACAUAUGCAGGUCUUCACAUUAUUACAUUAGAUGUAAGCAGUGAGAAGAGCAUCAGUUCAGCCUCUGAAGAGGUCCUGUCUAUCGUGGGGAGUGCAGGACUCAACUGCUUGAUUAAUAAUGCUGCCAUUGGAUUCCCUACUAAUAUCAGCAAUGUAACCCCAGAAGCCAUGAUGGCAAACUUCCAGGUCAACACUGUUGCACCACUCUUUGUAACAAAGGCCUUCAUGCCUCUUCUGCAGACUGCUGCUACCAGGUCAAGUGGGAUGGGGCUCCAUAGAGCGGCAGUCAUCAACAUGUCGUCUGUCCUUGGUUCCAUUACACUGAACUUUGGUGAUGGCGCCAACUUCAGGAGCUAUGCCUAUCGAACCUCCAAGGCAGCACUAAACAUGGUGACAAGGUGUUUAGCUGCUGAUUUGGAGUCCAGUGGAAUCCUCUGUAUGUCUCUGCACCCUGGCUGGGUGAGGACUGACAUGGGAGGUCCAUAUGCCGACUUAACAGUAGAGGAAAGUGUUUCCGGAAUCCUAUCUGUUCUCUUCAGCCUUAACGAGCAGAACCAUGGAGGAUUCCUUGACUACCGCGGAGAGAACCUACCGUGGUAAAAUAAACCACCAGGCUUUAUAUUUUUGAGAUGCCACACAGUGUUUAAAAGCUGGGUGAAAGUUCACAAUGGAGUGUCUUAACAUCUGCUAGAAAUGAAACGGAAAAUAUUCUAAAACUGUGUGAAAUGAAUGAGUAAAAUAUGCUUCUAAACACA